This is a messenger RNA of Gadus macrocephalus (Pacific cod), 2120 nucleotides long. RefSeq names its product transmembrane protein 38B (gene tmem38b). Bases 382 to 1392 code for a protein of 336 amino acids. The record is from RefSeq and is a predicted model, not a curated record. Lineage: Eukaryota; Metazoa; Chordata; Actinopteri; Gadiformes; Gadidae. Gene Ontology annotation, molecular function: potassium channel activity; identical protein binding. Gene Ontology annotation, cellular component: membrane. Gene Ontology annotation, biological process: potassium ion transmembrane transport. The transcript is spliced from 6 exons.
AGUAGAAUGGCGGAACUCGGAGCAGGAAUUCCGCAUGCGCGCUAAUAUCGUGAAUAGCAGACGGGGCAGCGGAACUGAUGUCCAUCCGUUGGCGAUACAGAUCUGUUGCCCCUUAACGACACGGGCUGUCAGACGAGUCCCAAGCCGCCAGCUGUUAGUCAGGCUGCGGUAGACCAGCAGGAUAGCACAGCUGGCUCCACGGCUAGCGCUGGGCUUAAAGACUUGACAGCCAGGAGGAUAAACUAUUUCAGCCCGAUGCUCUGACUGGGAACGUCGCCUGCAGUCGCGACUUUGGCGCACCUCGCCAGGAUUAACCCCGCAACGGAAUUACAUAUAUAUGCAACUUUUUUUUUCUUGGAAAGAGUUUGAAAAGUUGUGAGGAUGGAUGUGAUUGGGAUGCUGAAUUUGGACGAGAUGGCCCACGGCCUGGCCGGCAUGACCAUGUUUCCAUACUUUGACACAGCGCACUACGUGGUGUCCGUCAUGGCUUUGAGGGAGCAGUCAGGUGUUCUGGAGCUGUCACGGCGGAGUCCGUUCGCCUGCUGGUUCAGCUCCAUGCUCUUCUGCUUCGGAGGAGCCGUCCUGUCCGGCCUCAUGAUGGCCGAGCCGCCCAUCGCCCCGCUGUCCAACAGCACCAACGUCCUGCUGGCCUCGCUCAUCUGGUACCUGGUGUUCUACUGCCCCUGGGACCUGCUCUACUCCUGCGCCGCUCUGCUGCCCUUCCGGCUGGUUCUGUCAGGGAUGAAGGAGGUGACGCGGACGUGGAAGGUGCUGGGGGGAGUGAGCCAGGCCAGCAUCAAGUACCAGGACAGCCUGCUGGUCAUGAUCGCAAUCGGCUGGGCUAAAGGUGCUGGAGGCGGGCUGAUAGCUAACUUUGAGCAGCUGGUCCGAGGGGUCUGGAAACCUGAGACCAACGAGCUCCUUAAGAUGUCCUACCCGACCAAGAUCACCCUGAUCGGGGCGGUGAUGUUCUCCCUCCAGCACACCAGCUACCUGCCCCUCCAGAAGCACCACCUCAUGCUCAUCUACACCGUCUUCAACGUGGUCAACAAGGCAAGGAUCAUCAUCACAGGCUCCUCCACCUCCCCCUUCGCCCUGGUGGAGUCGGUCAUCUACAAGACACUGUUUGCCGGCUCCUCCUCCUCCUCCUCCUCCUCCUCCUCCUCCCCUUACACAGCCCUGAGCUCCGACGGCAAGAAGCCAGUCGCCAUCGACAACGGCAACACCUCCACGAACAAGAAGAAACCGUCCUCGUCCUCCACGCCGACCAAGGAGUCCGGGGAGAGGAGAAGCCAGGCCUUGGCUUCCCCUACUCGGGGGAAGAGAGAAGACCAAAGAAGCGCCAAGACCAAAGAACAGGAAGAAGACAGUAGCUGUAAGAAGACAGACUAGUCGGCCAUUUUGACCGUAGUGCCUCUCCCUUCUCAAUAAAGCAAGAGGCUUGUUUUACAUUGGCUGUCAGCAUGUGACGAGGCUUACUUUUGGUACUCUCUCUCUCUCUUUGCUGUAUAUAUUAUAUUUUUAAAAUUUCCUGAGCUGUAUUUAACUCUUGAACUGACAGGGAAAAUAAUUACAAUGGGGACGUAAUAAGCCCCUGUUGAAAUCGAAUGUGAGUGUGACGCCCCAAUCAAGGUUCUCCUAUUUAAUUCUAGGGUGAGGGUGACCCCAUUUUCAUCAUGCCGUGCUGUAAUACUCCUUCAUGGCGUGAUUGAGCACCAUGCUGAAGCCCAGCGAAUACUGAAUGUGUUUAGCAGGCUUUUUAUACAUAUUUAUAAUGACAAAUCAUAGUUUAUUAUAGCUUAAUCUAUCAUGUUUGGGGACAGACCUGGACUGUUUAACUACUGAUCUGAUGUUGUUUGUCCGCUCUCUCUUCUAUAUAAAUGCUUAUUUAGGUACAAUGUACAGUAUGUACAUACUCCUUACGCUGCACUUUCGGAAGAAAUUCCUAAAAACAUUCAAAUAUAUAUUGUCAGGUACUAUUGAGAUAUUAUAUUGUACUGCUGAAUGUAAAGAAUAUUUUUUUCUUAAAGAGAAUGCUUUUUUACACUCAGAUUAUAUGGUGGAUGCUUUUGAAUACGUGGGAAUGCUUGAAAAUAAGUAUAUUAAUACGAAUACCAAAA